Molecule: messenger RNA, 5158 nt
Organism: Ailuropoda melanoleuca (giant panda)
Lineage: Eukaryota; Metazoa; Chordata; Mammalia; Carnivora; Ursidae
Gene: ZNF652
Product: zinc finger protein 652
Exons: 8
Coding region: 696-2519 (607 amino acids)
Biological process (GO): regulation of transcription by RNA polymerase II
Molecular function (GO): DNA-binding transcription factor activity; RNA polymerase II cis-regulatory region sequence-specific DNA binding
Source: RefSeq, a predicted model, not a curated record
AGCGCCGGCCCGAGNCCGAGGCCGGGUCUGCGGAGCGGCCCUGAGGACAGACGUUGGGCUGGGGGGAGGGGCCGGCCCGGCCGGCGGUUGUUACUCGAGCGCCGCGGCUACAGGCCCCCCGCCGCAGGGAUGGACCGCCGAGGCGGCGGUCGGGGCGGCGGAGGCGGAGGCGGCCGGCCAGGGACGUUUCAGAUCAGCGGCUCCUACUCAGGGGAAACAGCACCUACUUUCUGCGACUGUGGCCUCAAGAUCUGAUUCGUGCCGCCCAGAGCUGUUUCCAUUUCUGCUCAAAGUAUGGGAAGUAACCUUGUAGUGUGUUGUUCUUCUGGCCCGAUCCUCAUGGAUGGUUGUACGCCUUAGAAAGCUCUGCGUUCAGCAGGACCGCGGGUAGUUUGAGCUUUGGAGACAGGCCGGUGGAGGCGGUUCUGCCAGUGGAUAAGAUGCUCCAAGUCCAUUGCAGCUCUCCUCGAAAGAAAGUCGCUAGCGCUCUGCUCUUGCCGUGAUACCAAACCUUCCAACCUCUGCUUUGGUGCUGCCACCCUGGAGGGAUUGCACACAGGUUCCAGGAAUACUUUUUUUUUUUUUCAUUUGAGUGAUUUUUUGUGGAUGGAAAAAGAUUUGAGUCUUAAUAACUACCCUGUUUUAAAGCUGUUUCUCUACAGUCUGAACUGCGUCAUAAAUCGGGCCACUCACCCAUGAGCCACACAGCCAGCUCUCGUCAGGAGCUGGUGGAGAGCUGCGCGGCGCGUGCAGUAGGAAUGGCACAGGAAGACAGCCGUCGUGCCCCAGUGCCAUCUACCUUUUACCAUGGUGCCAACCAAGAACUUGACCUGUCCACCAAAGUGUACAAAAGGGAAUCAGGAAGUCCUUAUUCUGUGUUAGUGGACACCAAGAUGAGCAAGCCCCAUCUCCACGAAGCCGAGGAACAGCCGUAUUUCAGGGAGCCAAGAGCAGUGUCUGACGUGCGCGCUGUGAAGGAGGACCGGGAGAAUUCUGAUGACACGGAAGAGGAGGAGGAGGAGGAAGUCUCUUACAAAAGGGAGCAGAUCAUAGUGGAGGUAAACCUUAAUAAUCAAACAUUAAAUGUCUCUAAAGGGGAAAAGGGUGUCUCUUCUCAGUCCAAAGAGACUCCUGUUCUUAAGACAAGCAGUGAGGAGGAGGAGGAGGAGAGUGAGGAAGAGGCCACCGAUGACAGCAAUGACUAUGGAGAGAACGGAAGACAGAAGAAGAAGGAGAAGGCGGCGGAGAAGGCCAGCGUCACACAAAGGAGAACCAGGAGAGCCGGCUCCGUGGCUGCGGCGACCACUUCCCCGACUCCCAGGACUACGAGAGGGCGUAGGAAGAGCGUGGAGCCGCCGAAGCGGAAGAAGAGGGCCGCCAAGGAGCCCAAAGCGCCAGUCCAGAAGGCCAAGUGUGAAGAGAAAGAGACUCUGACCUGUGAGAAGUGCCCCAGGGUGUUUAAUACUCGCUGGUACCUGGAGAAGCACAUGAACGUUACUCACAGGCGUAUGCAGAUUUGUGAUAAGUGUGGCAAGAAGUUUGUCCUGGAAAGUGAGCUGUCCCUUCACCAGCAAACAGACUGUGAAAAAAAUAUUCAGUGUGUUUCCUGUAACAAAUCCUUCAAGAAACUCUGGUCCCUUCAUGAACACAUCAAGAUCGUCCAUGGGUAUGCAGAAAAGAAAUUUUCCUGUGAAAUCUGUGAGAAGAAAUUCUAUACUAUGGCUCACGUGCGGAAACACAUGGUUGCGCACACGAAAGACAUGCCCUUUACGUGCGAGACCUGUGGAAAGUCGUUCAAGCGCAGCAUGUCCCUCAAGGUGCACUCCUUGCAGCAUUCUGGAGAGAAGCCCUUCAGAUGCGAGAACUGUGACGAGAGGUUUCAGUACAAGUACCAGCUGCGCUCCCACAUGAGCAUCCACAUCGGGCACAAACAGUUCAUGUGCCAGUGGUGCGGCAAGGAUUUCAACAUGAAGCAGUACUUCGACGAACACAUGAAAACACACACUGGAGAGAAACCCUUUAUCUGUGAAAUCUGUGGCAAAAGCUUCACCAGCCGCCCCAACAUGAAGAGGCACCGCAGAACUCACACAGGCGAGAAGCCCUAUCCGUGUGACGUGUGCGGCCAGCGGUUCCGCUUCUCCAACAUGCUUAAGGCCCACAAGGAGAAAUGCUUCCGGGUGACCAGCCCCGUGAACGUGCCGCCUGCUGUCCAGAUCCCACUGACCACUUCCCCGGCCACCCCAGUUCCUUCUGUGGUGAACACACCCGCCACCCCCACCCCUCCGAUCAGUAUGAAUCCUGUGAGCGCUCUCCCCCCCCGGCCCAUCCCCCACCCCUUCUCACACCUCCACAUCCACCCGCACCCUCACCACCCGCACCACCUUCCCAUCCCUCCGGUCCCGCACCUGCCCCCACCUCCCGCUCUCUUCAAGAGCGAGCCUUUAAAUCACAGAGGCCAGGGCGAGGACAACUUUCUGCGGCACCUGGCCGAGAAGAACAGUUCCGCACAGCAUCAUUAACGUCCGCCUCCUCACGUGUGUUCUCCCCGAGUCGUGUGCCCGCGUGUGCGUGUGCAGAGAGGGAGCUGGUGAGCACUUCUGUCGCCGCCAGACUCCCCUCAGCCUCCACCGAGAGCUUUGUCAUCGUCUUGGUGAAUCGGCACGUCCGAGGGAAUGAACGCGAAGACUACCUUGAGCUCACGGAGGGAACUGUCAUCUAAACCAGGGGAACCACCGAACUCAAGCCCGUCUUGCUCGCAUUUUCUGGUGACUUUUAUAAAUUUCAAAUACUCAGACUUGUGGAAUUUUAUAAUUUCAUAUCAGCUCAUGAGGUAUGCUUGCUUUUAUAUCCCGGACUUCUCCUCAAAGAGGGGACAGGCCUGGUUUCCUUUGUACUAAUCGGGAAGGCUGUGAGAUUAAUCCAGAGCAUUAAUUGUAUCACUGUGUAUCGUAACAAAUUCUUUUCAGCUUUUGGGGCUGGCUUCGGAAUGGAGCCGGCCGUGUUUCCCAGUAUAUCCAGCAUUAUAGAGAAAGACGGGAAGUGUCUUCUUUGUGUAGCUCUCCUAACGCACUCUUUAUUUUACUACAGAAAUUAUUUUAGAGUUUUUGUAUAGACUUCUUUAGUGGUCUGUUUCUAAAAUGAAAUGUAUUUCAAUAAGCGGUGUAAUUUUUUCAGUGUAGCUGGGCCUAUGUUGUAAAAUAGAAAAAAAAAUUUUUAUAAUCAUCAAAAUGUGAUUCUUAAAGAUGCAUAUAACUUCUAUAGUUCAAAGUUAUUCUUACAUCCGUACAACUCAAAGGUGCUGCAGAGAGACCAGCUGUAGGUGCGAGGGUCUCCAGACACCAGGUCACUGCACGAUGAGGUGUCACUUUCCGAACUUGGCGUUAAGUCCUUGCUAGGUUUUCAGAUCUCUGCGUCACAUUCAAGUGUCUGUGUGUUAGGCUCGUCGACAUGCUCCUGUCCUCCACGUUUCACUUGGUGGGGUCACCGCGUUCCAUGGAACAAAGAUUUGCAGGGAGCUGGACCUUUUCCAGGGGGGGUCACCUCAAGCUUGUGGGUUUUAAAACUCUGAGUCAAGCUGCUUGCCGUCAGGAGGAAGAAGUGGUGGAGGUUUCGUGUCCUCGGUCAUGUCUGUGUCUCCCUGUCCCCAGAGCUUGCUCGUGUCCCACCUGUGGUGACGACAGAUGGAAGUGUCACGACACGCUGCUGGUUUUGAGGUUGCUGCGUUUCUCUAGAGUUGUUGUGACAAGGUAAAAUAGUACACUAAGACCACAAACACGGUGUCCUGACAGUAGCUGAGAAGUUGGGAGGAGAACUAAUGGACUCUGGGCUUUCAGAUGUCUGUUCAUCUGUGGAUAUAGCCACAGCUUGGAGCCCUUCUGUCACAGGGUCAGUUGUAGCAAGGGAAAGAAAAUGCCUACGUUGGGCUACCCUGUUCUCUGCAGAUAAUUAUGGGACAGCAGUGUUCACAGGUGGGGAGAGCAGCGUCUCUAACACCCUUAAGACAGGCUCCUUUUUCAGGUUUGGGAAGCUUCAGAGAAGCACGGUCAAUCAGGAGCUUCUAUGGGGAAGGCGGAAGAGAAGGGCUCACUUUUUGCUCGUAUUUAACUGAUCAGAUUUCUCCAGACUCAGUAUAGCUAAAAACCGUGGUGUUGGUUUUUGUUUUUUAUCUCAGAGAACAGAGUUCCAAAACUAGGUCUGCUCUCUCUCUCUCUCCCUCUGUGUUUUAAUCUGGACAUGUCUUCAUUUGUGUUUCCUCAGGCUCCUAGAUCAUUGCCUAAAUCAGAACCCUGGCUUUUAUUUAUUUUUAAUAUUAAAUGUGCAGAUAUGUUUCAAGCACUUUUCUGGCUGAUUAGCUCUGUGGUAGGAAAAAAUGGAACUCUCAAGUGAGGUCAAGUCCCUAUUUUGUAAAUACCACGUUCACUACUAGCUUUUUGGUUUAAAAUUUCCUCACUUUUUCCUUCUGGUUAUUGCCUUUCCUCUUCUAUGAUGAGCAUAGGAAAAUUUUGGAAUGAGGCCGAAAAGUAUCCCAGGACCUACUUUUCUUCCUGUUUGUGGAUGUCAUUUUUAAAGAAUGUUAUUUUAAGUCUUUGUAUACAGUUUCUGGACACCCAGGUACCCAAACCAAUAAGGAAAGUUAACUUCUUGUUUGUGACCGUUAUUUCUUUAGUGGCUGCCUCCCCUUACCCCACAAGCUCCUCCCAUUCCACGACAAGUUUGUGGGCGGGUCUACACCUUCAUGUAGACAUGUCAUUACUUAAUGGCCAAGCCUGUAAUACUAAGAUGGUUUUUUUUUAAAGAUGUAAAUUGCAACUUAAUUGGUUUUAGUACCUUAUUUUAUUCUACAUAAACUUACCGUAUUGGGCAGCAAUUCUGAAUUCUAGACUUGAGACCGUUAAAUCAACCAUUUUAUGAAGUGUACUAUAAUUAUACACUGGAAAAUUCAGGUAGUCAUAUUUGAUUUUUUCAUCCAAGUGAUUAUAGCCAUAAAAAAAUGCCUACUACAUAGGAAAACCAGUAUUAAGCAAAUAAUCACCACCACCCUUAACAGAAGCAAAAAAAAAAAAAGAUUUUUUUUUUUUUUAAUAAGCAUUGUCACAUAAUACAGUUCACAGUGAAAUGUAUUAUGGAACAAUCUAGAAACUUCUAAUUUUUUUCCCUA